Trichomonas vaginalis G3 is the source of this 249-nucleotide messenger RNA. Its product is annotated as cyclin-dependent protein serine/threonine kinase activator protein. Gene Ontology annotation, biological process: regulation of mitotic cell cycle. Gene Ontology annotation, molecular function: histone binding; cyclin-dependent protein serine/threonine kinase activator activity; ubiquitin binding. Lineage: Eukaryota; Parabasalia; Trichomonadida; Trichomonadidae. The record is from RefSeq and is a predicted model, not a curated record. The transcript has a single exon. Gene Ontology annotation, cellular component: cyclin-dependent protein kinase holoenzyme complex; SCF ubiquitin ligase complex. Bases 1 to 249 code for a protein of 82 amino acids.
AUGAGUGUUGACGAUAUCAGGUACUCUGAUAAGUACUACGAUGAUGUCUAUGAAUAUCGUCAUGUAAUUCUUCCUAAAGAGAUAAGUAGGAAAGAUCCAAAAGAUCAUCUUUUAAGUGAAGAAGAAUGGAGAGCAUUAGGAAUACAAAUGAGUCCUGGCUGGAUACAUUACCAUCGUCAUGCACCAGAGCCUAAUAUUCUUCUAUUUAGACGUGAGCACCAUGGAAAUGUUCCUAAAGAUGCCCUUUAA